AGAUGGCUACAUUCUCUCCUUCAGCCACAUGAUCCAUUUCCCAUGUGACACAUUCCAGCGCCUUAGAAAGGAGAAGGGAGGGGCAUCAAGAGAGUGGGGCUGGGGGCGGGAAGAUGGUUUAACAGUCUACCCUGCACAGCGUCAUCUUGUCUCCCUAACAGGAAGCAGGCUGUGAGCCAAGGGGAAGGCAGAGGACAGAAAUGAAUGUGUUUCCAGGCUUUCCUGGUGGUUUAUGGCAUUCUCCAAACUCCUAUGCAAGGGCUAUUCCUGACCAAGAAGAUCUAAGGAGAACGUCUCUGAAAUCAAGUCCGGAUGAAGAAUUAAGAGAAAAAAAGUGAAUAUGGUUUUUGCUCACAGAAUGGAUAACAGCAAGCCACCUCUGGUUAUUUCCACACUUCUGGUGCCCCUCCAAAACCGCAGCUGCUCUGCAACAGCCACACCUCUGCCCAGCCAGUACCUGAUGGGAUUAAGUGAGGAGCACAGCCGGAUGAGCAACCGGACAGACCUUCACUAUGGCCUGAAACCCGGAGAAGUGGCCACAGCCAGCAUCUUCUUUGGGACUCUGUGGUUGUUUUCUGUCUUCGGUAAUUCCCUGGUUUGUUUGGUCAUCCACAGGAGUAGGAGGACUCAGUCUACCACCAACUACUUUGUGGUCUCCAUGGCCUGUGCUGACCUUCUCAUCAGCGUGGCCAGCAUGCCUUUCGUCCUGCUCCAGUUCACCACUGGAAGGUGGACGCUUGGUAGUGCCAUGUGCAAGGUUGUGCGAUAUUUUCAGUAUCUCACUCCAGGUGUCCAGAUCUAUGUUCUCCUCUCCAUCUGCAUAGACCGCUUCUACACCAUCGUCUAUCCUCUGAGCUUCAAGGUGUCCAGAGAAAAAGCCAAGAAAAUGAUCGCAGCAUCGUGGAUCUUUGACGCGGCCUUUGUGACCCCCGUGCUCUUUUUCUAUGGCUCCAGCUGGGACAGCCAUUGUAACUACUUCCUCCCUUCCUCUUGGGAAGGCACUGCCUAUACCGUCAUCCACUUCUUGGUGGCCUUUGUGAUUCCGUCUGCCCUCAUAAUUUUAUUUUAUCAAAAGGUCAUAAAAUAUAUUUGGAGAAUAGGCACAGAUGGCCGAACAGUGAGGAGGACAAUGAAUAUUGUCCCACGGACAAAGGUGAAAACCAUCAAGAUGUUUCUCAUUUUAAACCUGUUGUUUUUGCUCUCCUGGCUGCCUUUCCAUGUAGCUCAGCUAUGGCAUCCCCAUGAACAAGACUAUAAGAAAAGUUCCCUUGUCUUCACGGUGAUCACGUGGAUAUCCUUUAGUUCUUCAGCCUCUAAACCUACUCUGUAUUCCAUUUAUAAUGCCAAUUUUAGGAGAGGGAUGAAAGAGACUUUUUGCAUGUCCUCUAUGAAAUGUUACCGAAGCAAUGCCUACACUAUCACAACCAGUUCAAGGAUGGCCAAAAAAAACUACGUUGGCAUUUCAGAAAUCCCUUCCAUGGCCAAAACUAUUACCAAAGACUCCAUCUAUGAUUCAUUUGACAGAGAAGCCAAGGAAAAAAAGCUUGCUUGGCCCAUUAACUCAAAUCCACCAAAUACUUUUGUCUAAUUUCUCAGAAUUCUUUCAGUUGUUAUGCACCAGAGAUUAAAAAGCUUUAACUAUAAAAACAGAAGCUAUUUACAUAUUUGUUUUCCUCAACUUUCCAAGGGAAAUGUUUUAUUUUGCAAAAUGCAUUCAUUUGUUUAUUAUAGUUUUUGUGAGUUUUAUUUUACUUGUUUCAUGUUUUAGGAAAAGCGUUCACUUUGAACUAGAGCCAACAGUUGCUUUACUAUUAAUGUAUUAGUUACACACAUGAAAAAGAAAAUGCUUUAUUACCACUUACUUACUGUUAGGUUCAAAAACAUAAACUUAAGCACAGUCUUUGGUUAAUGAUUCAAUCUAGUUUUUUGGUUUUGCUUUUUGUUCUUUUUGAGACAGAGUCUCACUUUGUCACUCAGGCUAGAGUAUAGUGGCAUGUUCUCGGCUCACUGCAACCUCCACCUCCUGGGUUCAAGCGUUUCUCCUGCCUCAGCCUCCUGAGUAGCUGGGAUUAUAGGCACGUGCCACCACAUGGCUAAUUUUUGUAUUUUUAGUAGAGACGGGGUUUCACCAUGUUGUUUGUUCAGGCUGGUCUCGAACUCCUGACCUCAUGAUCUGCCCGCCUCGGCCUCUCGAAGUACUGGGAUUACAGGUGUGAGCCACCACGCCCAGCCUAUUUUGUUUUCUUUUUCUCCUUAUUGGAUUUUGGUAGCUAGGGCUUCAGUUCCAAAUGAAAUCCCCAUGUCACCUCUCUCAGAGAUGUCUAUUUCCUUCACUCAGCAACAUUUAGUUUGAGUUUAACACGUACGGGUUGUCACGUUACCUUCCUCCAAGUAACCACUGGCCAGAUCUGCUAUGGAAAGCAUGCCAUAUACUGGAACAUGCUGGGAAGUCUUCUGUGGUUGGAUUUUAAUCAGAAUUUUUAGGGGAAAAAAAGCAUACAGAGUUGCCUAAUUUCUCUUGUUUUUAUCCUUCCUUCAUCCAAGUGGCUGGUGAAUUCUUGAAAAAUGCAGUCAAUGCAAUGUUUUCCUCAUUUGUGUCCCAUCUAGGCUGUGUCUAGAACAUUUACCUCCCAUUUUUGAGUUAUAUACAAGUAAAUGAGCAGGUGCUGUGGCUAGCAUGUCUAAAAUAUGCCAAAGACGGAAAUGGCAGAUGGCAUUUUCUAUACUCUGCAGUUCAAGCAGAGACUUUCAGCUGCCCAGCCCUACCCCUAUACAGCAGGACAGCAAGGGCAGGGACUGCCUUCCUCUUUCUCCUAGAAACUCGUGAGGCCAUUUCCCUGACCACAGCCUGUUCCCCCUCAUCUCUCCUCUCCAGGGUGCAUACCCUGGCCAAGCUGAAACUCUUCUGUGCCUGUGAUAACGAGGGAAUUUUUUUUCCCUCUGGUUCCCAGAUCUCCAUUAUUUCAAAUCGAUGACCAGCCAGCACAUUUAAAAAAUGUUUUUAUUUAAACAAUAAAGGAUUUACAGACGA
Molecule: messenger RNA, 3031 nt
Organism: Callithrix jacchus (white-tufted-ear marmoset)
Lineage: Eukaryota; Metazoa; Chordata; Mammalia; Primates; Cebidae
Gene: GPR19
Product: G protein-coupled receptor 19
Biological process (GO): G protein-coupled receptor signaling pathway
Cellular component (GO): plasma membrane
Molecular function (GO): G protein-coupled receptor activity
Source: RefSeq, a predicted model, not a curated record